Molecule: messenger RNA, 1535 nt
Organism: Syngnathus typhle (broad-nosed pipefish)
Lineage: Eukaryota; Metazoa; Chordata; Actinopteri; Syngnathiformes; Syngnathidae
Gene: sike1
Product: suppressor of IKBKE 1
Exons: 5
Coding region: 304-957 (217 amino acids)
Source: RefSeq, a predicted model, not a curated record
ACGGAAGUGACGACAACUUUGUGCUUCGAGGACCAGGAUACGAGUUUUGACUACAAAAUAGACGGUCCACUAAUCGUGUUCAACGCACUAUUACUGUACUCCGGGAGACAUUUUUUAAUUGUAUAUUUAAUCGUUGUAAUAUUCGUAUGCAUGUAAAACUAGCUACAACAUAGUAGAAGCUACCUUUGGUGCACAAAGAUCACAACGCUCGUGUCGGCAGAACACUGAGGUUGUCUUAGCCAGCGGGAAUUGAGGUUUGUAAGUAGCUUGUCAGCGUUAGAUGAACUGUUCACCUUCAGGCAAAUGGCCUGCACUUUAGAGAAAGUGUUGUGUGAUGCGCGGACACUGUUGGAGAGGUUGAAAGAGCACGACACAGCCGCCGAGAGCCUCAUCGACCAGUCCGGGGCCCUCAGUCUCAAGGUGCGGAGCAUGAAAGAAGUGGGAAAUGCUCUUCCGGACAAGCAUGCAGAUGACACUUCAGAGGUCCAGGAAAUGAUCAAGUACAAGCCUCAUGUCCUUUUGACUCAGGAAAACACUCAAAUCAAGGAACUCCAGCAGGAGAAUAAAGAACUCUGGCUGUCUCUUGAAGAGCAUCAGUACACAUUGGAGUUGAUCAUGGGCCAUUACCGCAAGCACAUGCUCCAGAUGAUGAUGGCUAAAGAGGAGCUGGACACCAAACCUGUUCUUAUACUCCAUAAGGACCACGCAAAAGAAGUACAGACCCAAGUGGGGCGAAUAUGUGAGAUGGGCCAAGUGAUGAGACGAGCAGUGCAGGUGGAUGAUCAGCGUUAUUGUUCCGUUCAAGAAAAGCUUGCCCAGCUUGAGAUUGAAAAUAAGGAGCUUCGAGACCUGGUGGCCAUUAGUAAGGACUCAAUGGCACUGACGAGAGAGGAAAGGACCAAGCCGCCAACAACACCGACACAUGAAAACAAGACCCAGCCAGAGUGCAAUGAUUAAUAUAAAGUGCGUCGUCAGGAUCCGUUUGGCCCAUGCUCCAUGGUGACAAAUGAUCUGAUAAACCACUCCAUUUGGUUUUGGUAAUAGUGCAAAUUUGUAUUCUGUAUUCUGAUUGUCUAUUGUUCAUAAUUAGGUAGAUGGCCGAGUUGUAAAUUCAGUGGUUACUUUUUAAAAGAACAAUCAAAAGGUAAUUUUGUUGUUUUUGGCCAAAGAUGUAUUUAAUUUAUAAAGACAUGGGUUCUACCUCUUUGCUUUUCAUACACUUGCUUAUAAUCACUCAUGUUGGACUUUUUACCUGAAGCAACCAAAUGUAAUUUUAAAAAGUGAGAAAGACUGUGCUUGAUGCUAAAUCGACGUCCAUGUUUUUAUUUUUUUUUAGGUUACUGACCCUUUUCUUGCCUUAGCUGACUGCACGUUUAUGUAGUAAUCCCCAAACAUGGCCACGUGUCUUCGUAUUGGAGUACUUUUUGUGUCAUACAAUGUGCUUAGUUGUCUCAGGAAAUCAGAAUUAUGGUUGAAAAAUAUGUAAUUUUGAGUAUAUCGCUAGGAAAAUUGUAAAUAAAAUUAUACCAAUGAAA